AUAGGCCGAAUGGGGACACGACCGAUGCUCGGCGCGUGAUUUUGAACAAAUGGAUGUCACCGAUGUCUUCAAUUAAUGCAGGAUUUUCUCACUAUACGUAAGAUAUUUUGUAUCACCAACUGAUUCUCCAGAAAUGGCCACCCAAAAAUAUGACAGAUUCUUUAGAAAUGUUACACAAACUUGAUGCAAGGAACUGAUGACGUUGCAAAGCGCUAGGCCUUCCAACUCAUGCGCUCUGCAAAAGAGCCAAAGAUCUGUCAAUUUAUUGUACUCUAUUGAAGAAUCUAUCAGGCAUUAUGGCUGCGAAGGGUGACAAGACUGGAGGUGAGACCAACGGUAGCAGUGAAUCCUCAGGAAACAUUUUGAUCAAACCAGAUGGUGGGGAUGGCAACCAGCAGGCACCAGGAACAGUACGUAUCGUGAGCGGAACGGCAGGUAGGGGUGGGAAUGUCCCGAUGCAAAUCCUAACCCCUCAAAUGUUAGCUAGCCUCUCACAACAAGGACUCAUCAUACAGAAUGAUGGCGAAAACAAGGGAAUCCUGCAAGCCGUCAAACGGGCGCGGCCGUCGUCUUCGUCAGAGCAAACUGUAACAAAAGUAGUGAUCACGCGUAACCCCGGCAACAAAGUUUCCUCAGGGAAUGUGUCCGGGGCAAACACUUCUUUCAAAUUUCAAGGUGACCCUAAGGUGAUAGGGAGUGGAUCACCUAUCAAAGUCAUCACCGUGUCACAAGGAAGCAACAUUCCAAAAGGGGUGGUCAUAGCAAGUUCACCCAGUAAACAGACUAUCGCUCCAUCGAAUAGGAUAGCAUUACCCACUGUCAAAAGCCCUGGAAAGACAAUCAUGCUUGCAAGUCCAACAACGCCUAAAAAGAUUGCCCCUGCAUCAACGUCUGGCACAGUGGGACAGACCAUUUUAGUGAAGGGGUCCAUGGGUACGACAUCAGGGACAAUCACGUUAAGUUCUGGAGCUGUAGCCAAGGUUAUCAACGUCAUGAACACCUCUGUUCCAUCAUCGCAGGUAUCUGGAGUUGCUCCUGGAACACCCGUUCCUGUUCAGAUCAGUGCCGCGGGUCAAGCACCACCUCAGCUAGCCUCAGGACUGACCACCAUCAGACCAGCAGGCAACCUGCCCGGUCAAGGGAACCUCCAAGCGGUCAGCAUGGCAGGCAAGAACUUCCCCUAUAUGCGGCUUGUGAACGUAUCGACAAACGCCACCACUUCUGCAACGCAAGCUAAGCCUGUCCUUCAGCUGGCCAAUGCUAAGCCCAUUGCUCCGGCCCCAGCUCUGGGUCAAGCUAUCCCUUCUCUGACCUCCGCUGGCCAAGCGGGAGGGGCAGCCCCAAGGACCAUUAACAUACCCAUAGCACCAGCCCAGACUAUCAACAAAGGCAUUGUCCAAGGAGGGGUUGGUAACCAACCACGAUUCAUCAUGCCUGCCAAUGCGGCCCUGAAGAUCAUUAAUGCUGGAAAACUAGCACCAGGCACCACUCUGUUGUCAGCGGGUGGUAACCUCCUUCAGAGCUAUGCUGUGAUACCUGCUCACUAUCUUACACAGCCGGUGACCAGUCAAGCUCAGCCAUCCAUCCAGUCGAGUUCUUCCUCCUCCACCUCCUCCUCCCAAGCCAACAGUACCAGCAGUCAGCCCCCGCAGCCCCAGCCAGCUCCCAUCAAACACUCAAACACCGCUAACAGUAGCAGUAAUGGGAUGUUAACUGGAGAUGGGAGUGGGAGCAGGCCACGUAAGCCGUGCAACUGCACCAAGUCUCAGUGCCUCAAGCUGUAUUGUGACUGCUUUGCAAACGGCGAGUUCUGCCGCAACUGCAAUUGCAACAACUGCCUCAACAACCUGGACCAUGAGGACGAACGGACCAAGGCGGUCAAGGCCUGCCUUGACCGGAACCCUCAUGCCUUCCAUCCCAAGAUAGGCAAAGGCCACGGCAGCCAGACCAACAGGCGGCACAACAAGGGCUGCAACUGCAAGCGAUCAGGUUGCCUCAAGAACUACUGCGAAUGCUACGAGGCCAAGAUCCUUUGCUCCAAUUUCUGCAAGUGUGUCGGCUGCAAGAACUUUGAGGAGAGUCCGGAGCGCAAGACCCUGAUGCACCUCGCCGAUGCGGCGGAGGUCCGGGUCCAGCAGCAGACGGCCGCUAGGACCAAGCUCUCCUCGCAGCUCCAGGACUACCCAACCAAGACCAGAGAGUUCAGUGAUACAGGAGAAAGGUUACCAUUCUCCUUCAUCACCAAGGAGGUUGCCGAGGCAACGCUUCAAUGUCUGAUGGCCCAGGCUGAUGAGAGCGAAAGAAGUAGCCAUAGCUCCGACCUUGCAGAGUCCCUCAUCCUGGAAGAGUUUGGACGUUGCAUUCUUCAAGUGAUCCAUUCGGCCAGCAAAGCAAAAGGUGUGAAUCCUGAAUAAUGUGCUCCAAGUGAAGAUGGAGUAUAUAGCAUCUAGGUACUCUGUCAUCAACAUACCCCACCAGCUGUCCUCAGUACAGAUUGCAUCAUAGCAACCAGGCUUGUAUCAUAAUAAUCAUCAUAAUCAUCUAUUUUUGAUAGAGCUUGUAUUUCUGUAGGACUUACAUGUAGAUGAAAUUACUUUGGUAUAUGCUUGGCUCCUUUUUUAAGGUUCCCUCUCGAGACACCUUGGUUGAGAGUGGCAAGGGUAGAGAAAUGCACCCCAUGGAAGCUAACGCAUCUGGCUAGGAACAAAGUUUUGUGAUUAUUUGUGCAACAAGAGAGCAAGUACCCCUAUUGUACGCCCUAAAACUAGUGGUGAAAGAAUUUUCAAUGUAGCUGAUCCACUUGAAGCAUUAAGACUUUUGGUUUGAAGGUUUGUUGGUUCAUUUUACCUGACAGCUAAGAAAGCAUGUGUAUGCUGGUAAGUUAGUGCCCAGGGGAAUGAUGGCUUUAAGUCCUCUCCGAGGGACUUUGUAAUGAGGUGUAAGGCCUUACUAAAAGGCACAAGUGUAUCCUCUUGGUUUCGGAUCCUAGUCCCCCCAGGUACAAGCAUAAUGGUAUACCACUGCUCCAGAUUGCCAAAUUGUAUGUCCCACAAGUGAGGUGGGUGAACAAGGAUUGGCCAACAACCAUUUAAAGCCAGUCAUGAAAUUAUUAAAGCGAAACCUGUCUAUAAAGACCACCCAAGGGAGACAAGAAAAGUGGUCUUUAUAGGUAGGUGGUCUCUAUGUACAGGUUCCUUUAGUACAUGUUUCAAUGAGAAACCAUUUUCAUGGGAAACAAAAAAUGUGGUCUUUGUAGACAGGUGGUCUUUCUAUACAGUUGUCCACUAAAUCAAGUUUGACUGUAGUAUUAGUACAAUCCCUUGAUAAUGAUUUAUAUUUCAUGUAGAUAAAAGACACUGCCUUUCCUUCUCCCAUCUUCUAUUUUGAUUAUCGCGAUGUUAA
Molecule: messenger RNA, 3402 nt
Organism: Strongylocentrotus purpuratus (purple sea urchin)
Lineage: Eukaryota; Metazoa; Echinodermata; Echinoidea; Camarodonta; Strongylocentrotidae
Gene: lin54
Product: protein lin-54 homolog
Exons: 11
Coding region: 297-2414 (705 amino acids)
Biological process (GO): regulation of DNA-templated transcription
Cellular component (GO): nucleus
Source: RefSeq, a predicted model, not a curated record